GCUAUCUUUCAGUUGCGCAUGCGCAUUCACAACUGUCAGCCAUUACCUUCGAGAUUCCCUACGCGAUUGCCCUUUUCUAAAGUGAAAUUGUAGAAGAUUGUCUCAAGAAACAUGAACAGAAUAUUGGCUAUACGAAGUCUUGUCCCAAGGGCAGGCAAAACUUUCUCUACCUCAGCAAGGACACAAGUUGAAAAUAAAUUGAAAGAAUCUCAAUCAAAAUUCCAGGCGCCUGAUGGCAACCCCAUCCAUCUGAAGAAGGGAGGGAUGGACUACGCCGUCUACUCCAUGACGAUGGGUUUGACGGCAGUGGGCACUUUAUGGAGCUGUUUCGCUCUCUUCCAGUACGCCAUGCCCAAGAAAUAGGAAGCAGCACUCUUCAGGAUACUGCAAUACCAAUUGUGCACAGAAUAGAUGUCUAUCACUUUGCUUUGAACUGCUUAUCUGUGUGUGAAAAUGACUGCAUUGUACAGAGUAUAGCAAUUUGAUGAAGUUUGAAACACCAUUGGCUAUGCACACUAUUAAGCUAUCAUAAACAACCGUCAUUUUGCAGCAUAUUUGUGCCAUCGACAAGCAUUUGGGACAUCUAUAACUCUAACUGUAGCAUAAUGAAUAUUCUGUUUAAACAUAACACAAAAUAUUUCUCUUAAAAAAUAAAAUCACAUUCUGUAAUGCCUCUUUGGAAGCAAUGUUAUUCAAAAGAUUUAGGUUGAACAUUUGGGAUCAAUAAUUCAUCAAGCAGGGAAUCCACUUGUCUUUUCUUGAGGUGAACAUGUGUACAAAAUGAAUAUUUCUGAUGUGAAAGUUAUAUAUUGUGUAUCCACCUUGUGGACUUAAAAUUAAAUUAAUGUGAUAUAUACAGAA
Strongylocentrotus purpuratus (purple sea urchin) is the source of this 861-nucleotide messenger RNA. Its product is annotated as cytochrome c oxidase subunit 7A1, mitochondrial. The record is from RefSeq and is a predicted model, not a curated record. The coding region runs from base 112 to 363 and encodes 83 amino acids. Lineage: Eukaryota; Metazoa; Echinodermata; Echinoidea; Camarodonta; Strongylocentrotidae. Gene Ontology annotation, biological process: regulation of oxidative phosphorylation; mitochondrial electron transport, cytochrome c to oxygen; mitochondrial respirasome assembly. The transcript is spliced from 3 exons.